UACUAAAUCAACUAGCACGGUAGUAGCAAGCAACAGCACCGAAAAUAAUAGCUAAGUAACUAGAUAACGCAAGUGUAGCAGCCGGAAAGGCACCAAUUAACCAAACCACCAACUGUGCAACCAACCGUAUAUUUAAUAACAAAAAGAAUAACAAACAAACAAACAAAAACAAUAAUAAAGUGUCAUGUUGUAUCACUAAUGAAAAACUGCCAACAAUUUGAAAGUGCGAAAAAACAUUGCGAAAACAAUAGACAAAAAAAAAAUUGCAAAAAGUCGAAAUUAAUUUAAGCAAAAACACGUUGUGGAAUACAUUAAACACCAAUCGUCAAUAAUCGCGCCAAUAAUAACAAUUACGAGCUUUGAAAUAAAAUCAAGAUAAUAAAAAUAUCAACCACUAGCCCAGGCAAAUCAACGACAAAAAAAAAUGCAUCAAUUCAAAUUAACCGAAAUGAAAACGAAUUUGCUGUAUGCGCCCGAUUCAUAUGCGCUGGCGCACGCAGUCUCAGCCGAUUUGAAUACGGUAAAGGGCUCUCUCGCCUGGCAAUUUGCGGUAAUUUUUGGAAACUUCGAUGAGCUUAGCAAGCAGCCGAUAACCGUGGGCAAUGUCGCCGUUAUGGAGCAAGAGUCGCGUUUCAUUUACUUUCUGGUGACCAAGGAGAAUGUCUACGAGACGACAACAUACAAUACACUGCAUGCAGCGCUGAUUUGUAUGCGUGAACAUAUGCGAAUUCAUGAGAUUACAAAAAUCGCUAUGCCGCGUAUUUGCUGCGGCACCGAUAGCUUGGACUGGCAACGAGUAAAGCAGUUAAUACGACAAGUAUUCGCCAAAGAGAAUAGUGUCGAAAUUUUGGUAUGCAACUACAAUGAACCGGUGCAAAUUCCGCCAAAAUGCCAAAUUACCGAGGUCAAGGGCAACAUAUUCAGCGCUCCGCUGGAAUUCUCUAUGGUGCAUUCGACUAGCGCUGACUUUGCCAUGUCCAGUGGUUUGGGUUUGCAAUUUAAGUGCAAAUUUGGACAAGUCAACGAGUUGCUGAAGCAACAUAAACAUGUUGGGAAUGUGGCAGUAUUGAAGGAUAACAAUCGCUUCAUAUACCAUUUAAUAACAAAGGAACGUAGUCAUGAAAGGUGCACAUAUCCAGCGAUUUACUAUGCACUGAUGUCAUUGCGCGAGCAUAUGGAACAAAAUAACGUAAACAAGCUUGCAAUACCCAGAUUUGGCGGCGAAGUUGAUCGUCUGAGUUGGUUGCGUGUUAAAAAUAUUGUGGAAUUUGUGUUUGCCAACACUGAAGUGGAAAUCAUUGCAUACUAUUACGAUCCACCCGAAGUUGUGCGAAGACGUUCACGCGAUUCGCGUUCACGUUCACGCACAUUGGAGUCUAUGGUUAGCCGGAUGUCACUUUCACGAGACUUUCCAUAUCAGUUAACAACACUCAAACACCAAUUAUCCUUUCACUCAACUGUUGUUCAAAAUUUCUGCCCCAACAUGUCAUCGGAUGAGAAAUUCAAAUUGUCUGAAAUCGAAGGAGAUCUAUUUAGCGCCCCAGAGACACAUUCGCUUGCACAUUGCGUUGGCGCCGACUUUGCAAUGGGUGCAGGCAUUGCUGUAAAGUUCAAACAAAUCUACGGACAAGUGGACAAACUACUGGCCCAGGAUGUAAAAUCUGGCGGUGUAGCCGUUUUACAAGAUAAAGAACGUUACAUUUAUUAUUUGGUGACAAAGCCACAAAGUUGGGGUAGUCCUACCUAUGAUAGCCUGCGCUCAUCACUGACUGCUAUGCGUGAGCAUAUGCGUAAAAAUAAUGUACACAAAUUAGCUAUACCCCGCAUUGGCUGUGGUAUCGAUGGACUUGAAUGGGACAAAGUAAGCGCCGAAUUAAGCAAGGUGUUCGAUGAUGAAGAGCUUGAAAUUGUAGUUUACAAUUUUGUACCUAAGUAAUGUCAUGCCGUAAGCGAUAACUUGAAUAUGGAGCUGAUCAUUUACUUAGAUGCAGCGGGAUGACUUCGUUAAUUAAUGCUAAGCAUUACUGGCAAAAUGUAUAUAAUGUAUGUAGGUAUAUUAUGAAUAUUAUGCAUAUUUGUACUAGAACCUGAGACUUGUUGUAAUAAAUGUUAAAAUCCAUAUAGUACAGUUAA
Rhagoletis pomonella (apple maggot) is the source of this 2133-nucleotide messenger RNA. RefSeq lists its product as uncharacterized. The transcript has 7 exons. Lineage: Eukaryota; Metazoa; Arthropoda; Insecta; Diptera; Tephritidae. The record is from RefSeq and is a predicted model, not a curated record. Bases 425 to 1936 code for a protein of 503 amino acids. Gene Ontology annotation, biological process: peptidyl-glutamate ADP-deribosylation.